CUUGACGCAGCUGAGAACAGACCACCAGGCGCACCGGCAGUCCCUGUCUCUGCUGACUCAGUGCCUUACCAGCAGUCCCUUCAGCCCGAGAUACCGCAUCCAGCAACCGACGCACACUCCUCCGGUCAACCCGCCCCGGCACCUCCACCGUACAGAAAUGGCCAAGACCGCAAUCGCUUACAAAGAGAAGAUGAAGGAGAUUUCAGUUCUCUCGCUGAUCUGCUCUUGUCUGUACCCUGAGACCCGCAAAAACAUCAUGGGUGACUUUGAAGACAUGGACAUCAAGCCCAUUAACAAGCGAGCCUCAGGCCAGGCCUUUGAGGUCAUUCUGAAGCCAGUAUCCCCCGUGUCUGAUGUUUCCCACUGCAUUACCACCCCCCCAAAGAGGGACAUUUCCCUGGAGGACAUCCAGAAGAAACUGGAGGCAGCUGAGGACCGGAGGAGAUCCCAGGAGGCGCAGGUACUCCGGGCCCUGGCUGAGAAACGGGAUCACGAGCGUGAUGUGCUGCUGAAGGCCAUGGAGGAGAACAGCAACUUCAGCCGCAUGGCUGAGGAGAAGCUCCAGGUGAAGAUGGAGCAAAUCGAGGAGAACCGGCAGGCUUACCUGGCCGCCAUGAUGGAGCGCCUGCAGGAGAGGGAGAGGCGUGCGCAGGAGGUGCGCAGGAACAAGGAGUUGAGAGAAGAAGUGACAGCGUGAGAAGCCCCAACAGGUUCUACGUCCCACCUCCAAACUCCCCCUCCACCACACCACUACCACCACCCCUGACCCUGAGGAACACCCCUCCCCCCCACCACAUGUCCCCACCUUCUCCACCCCUCCGCCAUACUCCCCCAUACUACUAUGAAACUACCACAGCCUGAGACACCACCCCGAGACAGUGGAAGGUUCAAAUGGGGUUGGGGGUGGAAAAAAAAAAAAGCGAAAAUAAUUUAGGGAAAAAAAGGAAAAAUUAAUGUCUCCCACCCACUCUUCCCAAAAAGAAUGUUUUUGCUCAGAUUCAAAUGAGAAGAAAAGAAAAAAGUCAAAUUGACAAGUGACAGUGGGUAUUGGUUUUUGUAAAUACUUCUUUUUUUGUUAUAUACAGUACGAUACAAGCAGCAGAAGUAUUGAUUGCAGUGUGCCAUUUUUUCUAUAUAAGUUUCCUCUCCCUGCUUAUAUAUGGAUGUAAUAAUUUGUUCAUUUUUCUGUUUUUUUUUUCGUUGUUAAUUUCAGCCUGAGAAUCAUCUCAGACGUAGGUGUUUGUUGUGAGUUUGCCAGCUAGCUGAUGUUUGCUGCGACUGGUUGCGUCCUCACAAGGCCCGCAUCCUGGCUCCAUUCCCUCGUCCCUCCGAGUGGGCGCUUACUCAUCUGACCCCGCAGAUCUGGAAACAAAAUUGGAUCUGUGUUCGGUCGGAGUGAUUUUCCAUCCAGUUUAUGCCAAUGUUCCAAUUAGCGAGGGACGUGUGCAGGGAAGUUGGCAGAAGGAAAGGGGACAGUUUGCUUUCUGUGGGGACUGCAAGCCGUCGCUGCACAUCCACUCCUGUGAGGUAGAUGGUGACUGUACCACAGGAGAACACUAUAGCAUUUAAUGAGCCCAUCCUCAUCCUCCUUCCCUCCGUCUGCAGCCUCUUCAUCUCUCCACAUACAUAACUGUAGAAGCACUCGCUCACACGCUCUCCACAUGGGCAGGCAUUUAACCAAUCAUAGCACAGAGCUCAGGAGGAGCUCGCUAAAUUCUGUCCAUCUGGCACCCAGAAAGCUCACAUAACACCUCUGACCACUGGCCUCUUAUAUUCCUCAGAAACAGGCUCACAUUACAAUCACGUGUAACUGAACUAUACAACACAACUGAGGUUAAAGUGCAUCUCAAGAACAAGUGCAGUGCAAAAAAAAAAAUCUCCAGGCUUGUUACUGUGAAUAUUAAAUCGGAGAAAAAACAAAUAAACCCUACUUUUCUCCAUUUCACAGAGGUUAGAGUAGUGCUCUACAUCAUCAGCGCCUACUGGGAUCAUUGCACUUCACUCCAAGACACUGUAACGCCACCGAAAGGUUGGCACAAGAAAGAUAUUUAAGCCAUAACAGGUAUCGCUGCAACAAUGAUUCGUGAACACAGUAUUGCCAUCUGUAAAGGUGUAUAUGAGUGUAUUAAAGUAUCCGAAUGUCGGUCGCACACGCACGGUAGGCCCAUAUAUGUGUGUGAGUGUGUGUGUGUAUUGCAGAAAUGGCGGGUAGAUAACCGGAUGUUUGUGCCAUGUAAUAUUGACCCGGUGAAAUAUAAACCAACACCGUUACAGUGUGUAACAGCUGACACAAGUACAUCACAGACAGUGACGAUCCUACCUGCCUCUCUAUCUCUCUCUAUCUCUCCUCUGUCCAUUUGUGUGUUUCCCUCCUCUCCACUUAUAUCUUUGUGAGCAAGCAGUGGUUAAUAAAGAUUUGGGGU
Epinephelus fuscoguttatus (brown-marbled grouper) is the source of this 2423-nucleotide messenger RNA. RefSeq names its product stathmin 2b (gene stmn2b). The transcript has 5 exons. Gene Ontology annotation, molecular function: tubulin binding. The coding region runs from base 158 to 697 and encodes 179 amino acids. Gene Ontology annotation, cellular component: neuron projection; cytoplasm; growth cone. NCBI's taxonomy places the organism in Eukaryota, Metazoa, Chordata, Actinopteri, Perciformes, Serranidae. The record is from RefSeq and is a predicted model, not a curated record. Gene Ontology annotation, biological process: microtubule depolymerization; regulation of microtubule polymerization or depolymerization; neuron projection development.